Messenger RNA from Chiloscyllium plagiosum (whitespotted bambooshark), 2838 nucleotides. It is a transcript of the gene armh3, whose product is annotated as armadillo like helical domain containing 3. Gene Ontology annotation, cellular component: cytosol. The record is from RefSeq and is a predicted model, not a curated record. NCBI's taxonomy places the organism in Eukaryota, Metazoa, Chordata, Chondrichthyes, Orectolobiformes, Hemiscylliidae.
GGACCAAUCCUAUUGGAGUGGUCGGGGCUGAGAAUGGCAGUCUGCGGGCGGAGGUCGGUUUGGUGACUGGAAUGGGUGUGACAGAAGCCGUGCAAUGGCACAAGUAGAGAAAAAGGGAGGCCUUCUCCGCAAAGCAUCGUCCACCAAGAAACCCUUGAAAGAGAAAGUGGUUUUGAUGUACGAUGAAAUUUUCAAGAAUGAAGACCCAGCCAAGAACUGCCCUCGAUUCUGGGAGGAACUUUUCCUGAUGAAGGUGAACCUGGAGUACCUGGAGGCAAAGCUGGAAUCUGUGGAUGGGGAUGAACUAAUGAAGUUAAAGGAUAACAUUAACAGUCUGUUCCAGCACUGUAUAGUGUCAUUAAAUGAGGAGCAUCAGAUUAAGGUGGUGAAUGCAUUACAGACAUUAUGUGCCCUGAUUCGAGGUGUUCAUCAGAAAAACAAACCGACCUCUGGCUUUGACAUUAUCAACAUAUUGAUGGGGUUUGAUAAAGCUGAACUCCGGAUGAAGAACCUGAUGGAGAGUUUGGACACUUUGUUGUGUGGUGAUGGUUCAGAGAGUUUGAAGAGUCUUUGCCUGAAGCUGUUGCUCUGUUUGGUCACAGUUACAGAUAAUAUCAGCCAGAACACUAUCCUGGAAUAUGUGAUGAUAAACAGUAUUUUUGAAGCCAUUCUUCAGAUUCUGUCUAUGGCAUCCAGCAGGGGGCAGCACGGCUACGAUACUGUGGUUCUCUUGGCAUUGUUGGUAAAUUACAGAAAGUACGAGUCUGUGAACCCAUAUAUUGUGAAAUUGUCCAUUGUGGAUGAUGAGACUACACUAAAUGGUAUGGGUCUGGUCAUUUCACAAGCUCUGUCUGAAUAUAACAGACAAUACAAAGACAAAGAAGAAGAAAACCAGGGAGGGUUCUUAUCUGCUAUAACCAACAUGGUGGGCAACAUGUUCAUAGCAGAUGCUGAUGAGAAGAUUUCAGUCCAGACCAAUGAAGCUAUCCUGCUGGCACUGUACGAAGCUGUUCACUUAAACAGAAACUUCAUUACAGUAUUAGCGCAGAGCCACCCAGAGAUGGGAUUGGUUAGUAUUCCAACAACACCAACACUGCCUACAACUCCAACCACGCCUUUGGGAAACAUAUCUCCUACAUCAGAUGUAAUGAAUUCUUCAGAACUGUCACUGGAUCCAAACCUGCAAACCAGUAACCUCCUCAUCACUUUCCUCAAGUAUUGUUCCAUUGUCAUGCAGGAUACAAAAGAUGAGCAUCGGUUGAAUAGUGCCAAACUCUGUCUGAUCAUCCUUACCUGCAUUGCGGAGGACCAGUACGCUAAUGCCUUCCUGCAUGAUGACAACAUGAACUUCAGGGUUAAUUUGCACAGAAUGCCCAUGCGACAUCGGAAGAAAGCCGCUGAGAAGAACAUCCCCUCUCGCCCUCUUGUCUGUGCUGUUUUAGAUCUAAUGGUGGAGUUUAUGGUCACUCACAUGAUGAAGGAGUUCCCCAUGGACCUUUACAUGCGAUGUGUUCAGAUAGUUCACAAACUCAUCUGUUAUCAGAAGAAAUGUAGAGUACGGUUACAUUACACCUGGCGUGAACUCUGGUCAGCUCUGAUCAAUCUGUUGAAAUUCCUGAUGUCGAAUGAGACUGUGCUCUUGGGGAAAUACAACAUCUUUGCUUUGGCCUUAAUGGUUGUGAAUUUAUUCAACGUGUUUAUUACAUAUGGUGACACUUUCCUCCCCACACCAAGUAGUUAUGAUGAACUUUACUACGAGAUCAUUCGAAUGCACCAAGUCUUUGAUAACUUGUAUUCAAUGGUUUUGCGGCUUUCAACAAACAGUGGUCAGUGGAAGGAGCCAGCGAGCAAAGUGACCCAUGCACUGAUCAACGUCAGAGCGAUUAUCAACCAUUUUAAUCCUAAAAUAGAAUCAUAUGCAGCAGUUAAUCAUAUCUCUCAACUCUCAGAAGAUCAGGUAUUGGAGGUUGUCCGCUCUAACUAUGACACACUGACACUAAAGCUCCAGGAUGGGUUGGAUCAGUACGAACGUUACUCAGAGCAGCCCAAAGAGGCAGCUUUCUUCAAAGAGCUGGUACGCUCCAUCAGUCUUAAUGUGAGGAAGAAUCUUGCUGUUAAUACACUGAGCCAGGAAAUCUUGCUGAAAGAGUUCUCCACCAUCUCCUGAAAGUGGCCUCUGUCUAUCAGCCUCACGCUCCCACCUCUGGUUUCCUAGCGCAAUGACGUUUGAUUUACUUUUCCAGUGGAUUAUCGUGUAAUGAUUUCUCUUUUUUUAAAAAAAAAUCGUAUUCUUCGAUUGACUUCCUAUGGUGCAUGUUGUUUUUGGCAAUCUGAAUACCAUCAGAGUUUCACAGCGAGGGCAAGGAACAUCGACCCUGCAUCUUCGCACUGCAUCCCUGAGAUUGAACUCCUUGAACCCGUUUUGUUGACUUUUGUAAAGCAGGAAUCCUGGUCCUGGCAAAGCGGAAUGACACAAAUAUGCAAGACAAUUUUGUGGUCUCCUAAGUAUUAUUCUUUUCCUCCUCCCUUGCUGGGCUUCCUUACUCAGUGUCAAGAGCUGUCUGACUAGAUUCUGCAGUUACUUGGGUGAAAGUCUUAGUGAGUUUGAGUUCUCAUUUCCACCCUGGGGACAAGACUUCUGUGGACUGUCUGGACUUGAUGUUGGGAGCUGAACCUGGCCGGGCCAGUGUGUGUUGGUUUGGUGUGAGCUGGCUCGAACGUUUUAAUGCUGAUCCCUAGUUACUGUGUUUACUAGAAGUGUCAAUCACUGCACACAAGUGAUGCAGCUUCCUGUCUUAUUGUGGAACGUGCUUUGGAAAAUAAAGAACUGUAACGGAG